AUGGCGAGCGGCGCCGCUCCCACGGCCGCCCCGCGCCCGGGCACCGGCGGCGGAGCCGAAGUGCCGCGGGAGCCCCGGCGCGCCCCGGGGAGGCGGCAACGACCCCCGCGCGGUCAGGCGGGGGUUCCCCCGCGCCCCCCACGCCAGCCCCGCCGCGGGUGGCACCGCCGGCCCCGCUGCCCACCGCCUCCCCCGGCGCCGCCGCCCCCGCCGCCCCCCGGCCCCGCCGCCACCAUUGUCACCCGGGAAACCACCGGGCGCUGCCGCGGCGGUCCGGGGCGGCGGGGGGAGCCGUGGGGGGCUCGCUCCAUCCCUGCCCGCCGCUCCCGGCGCAUCCCCGCCGGGCUGCGGGUACCGGCGGCGGGGUUCGGUCGCACCGAGAAAAACUUUGCUCGUUACCCCGACGUUCCCCCCCUUCCCCUCCCAUCCCCGGGAAGCGGCGGGGCCGCUCGGGCGCCGCGCAGGCAGCACCGGCCGGGCCCGACGCGGGCAGGCGGGCAGGCGGCCAGCUCCGGCCCCGCCGCCGCCGCGGGCAGCCCGGGCACGGCGCCGGGCAGCGGGCCCCCCGACACCCCGCACCCCAACUCCGCCGCCGGAGCGCCCCGGGGGCCGACACCGAGAGCGGUCCGGGAGCCGCCGCGCUGCGGGCAGCGCUGCCGGGAGCGGCGGGGGCCGCCCGGGAGCCGGGAAAGGGGCAGCAGGGGAAGGGAGCGGGGUAGGGAGGGGAGGUCAGCACCUGCCCGGGGCCGGGGCCGGGGCCGGGGAGCCGAGGCGGGCUCGGUGCCUCGCCGCCGCCGCACACCCACCUCCACAUCGCCGCUCGCUCUGGGAGUGCGCAGCCCCCGCUCCGCGCUGCACGGCGCUGCCGCCGCCGCCGCCGCUGCCCGCGGCUGCCGGCAAAACCCGGACCGGACCGGGCCGAGCGCCCCGCGCCGCCGGACAACGCCGCGACACGCCGCGACACGGCACGACACGCCGCGCGCGCCCCCCGCCGCCCCGCGCGCGCGCCGCCAGCCCCCGGCUCGCCCGACCCCCAGCGCCGAGCGGCGACACCCAGCCCGGGGCACCGCCACCCCCGCGUGUCACCGAGCCGUGCGACAGCCCACCCCGCGCGUGGGGCGCUGCGCGACCCUCGUGUCCCGCCCACCCCCCGCGGGGAUUAGCCCGCUGUGA
This is a messenger RNA of Melozone crissalis (California towhee), 1173 nucleotides long. Its product is annotated as proline-rich protein 2-like. The record is from RefSeq and is a predicted model, not a curated record. NCBI's taxonomy places the organism in Eukaryota, Metazoa, Chordata, Aves, Passeriformes, Passerellidae. Bases 1 to 1173 code for a protein of 390 amino acids. The transcript has 2 exons.